AGGAGAGGGUAGUCGCUGCCAUUCCAUUCACUACUCACUCUCUAUUUUCUUAUUAGCUCGUUUGGAUCUGGCAGCAGGGCUUUUGUUUCUCAGCUGCGGCGACUUGUUUUGCGUCGCGCAAUUUAGCACGCUGCACAGAUUGGGAUCUCAGGUAAAGGUGUGGGAGUGCAGCGGAGAGAAGGAUCGACAGAGGCUGCUACUGUAGGUCAGGUAAUUUUAUGGCCCUUUAAUUUAAACCCACGGCGUAGUAACACCGCGCGCUCGCCUAGUUUUUUCUGUCUUUCUUUUUUUUUUCGCGUCCGCGAUGUUCAAGACGGCCAAUUACCCGACGGUGGAUCCUGCGCCCACCAUCAUGCACGGCACUUGGUUUGCCACGGGGUGCCGAGAAAACACGCCCGUGGCGGUGGAGAAACCUAAGAAAAAGGCGUUCAGCCUGGUCAAAAUAAUGUCCCUGAGCAGCAAGAAGGGACACGGCCAGCAUCCGCACCACAACAACAACAUGCCUUUCACGAUCCACUGUCACAUCGGGAAAGAGAUAAAGCACAUUUGCAGCAAUUGCAGCCGCGGGAACGACACGCAGGACGCUGAGGAGGUAGAGAGGCUGGCCGCCAUGCGUUCCGAGUCCUUGCUCUCUGGCACCCACACUCCACCCAUCCGUCGUCGAAGCAAGUUUGCCACCCUGGGACGGCUCCUCAAGCCCUGGAAAUGGAGGAAGAAGAAGAGCGAGAAGUUCAAGCAGACUUCUGCUGCUUUGGAGAGGAAGAUGUCCGUCCGACAGAGCAGAGAUGAGCUUAUCAAGAGAGGAGUGCUGAAGGAGAUCUUUGAAAAAGCUACGGUUGAAUUCCGAUCCUCGAUGGACGGCAGCGUCUGCACUCAGGAGCCCCCUCUUAAGUCGUCUAUGGUCCUGCCCACCAAGAAAUCUGUCACCUUUCCAGGCGACCAUCAGGACACCCCCGCCAAGCCGCCCCUCUACCACAAACAACCUCCUGCUCUCCCUCCGAAGCCUUUCUCUAGGAUCCCAAACCAUAGCACAGAUUCUUGCCAGCCAAUGAAGUUGCCCUGCAUGCCAGGCAGUAAGCACUCUCCACCUCUGCCUCCCAAGAAAGUGAUGAUUUGCGUGCCUCCGGGGGGGCUGGACUCCUCCUCCUCCCCGUCCCCGUCCCCGAACCCGCUCAGCGGCCUCGGGCAGAAGUGCGGGCCGCCGCCCCACCACAUCGCCCUGCUGCCCUCUCAGCUCGCCGGCCUGUCCGGCUUCCACCAGAGCCACGGCCACCCGCUCCAGCUGCAGUACGGCAGCUUGCACACCCCCAGCCGGAUCAUCGAGGAGCUCAAUAAAACCCUGGCGCUCUCCAUGCAGAGGUUUGAAAGUUCUGCUUUGCACGGCGGCGGUCAGUGCGCUCCCCUGGACAGGAGAGAAGUGCCAUCUGUGAUCAUCGACUACGAGGACGACAAGGAGAACAUGCCGAGCGAGUCUGACUACGAAGACCUGCCCAGCAUGUACAAGGACGACGAGGACGACGACGUGGAUGACGACGAGGAUGACGACGAAGAUGACGACUCCAUAUUUACGAGUACCCUGGCUCAGAAGGUGCUAAGAAAAGACUCUCUGGCCAUCAAGCUGAGUAACCGUCCUUCCAAGAGAGAGCUGGAGGAGAAAAACAUCCUGCCCAUGCAGACAGAUGAGGAGAGGCUGGAGUCUAGGCAGCAGAUAGGCACCAAACUCACCAGGCGCUUGAGUCAGAGACCCACGGCGGAGGAGCUUGAGCAGAGGAACAUCCUUAAACCUCGCAACGAGCAGGAGGAAAUAGAGGAGAAGAGGGAGAUCAAACGGAGGCUAACGCGAAAGCUGAGCCAGAGGCCCACUGUGGAGGAGCUGAGACAGGCCAAAAUCCUCAUCCGAUUCAGUGACUAUGUGGAGGUGUCUGACGCCCAGGACUAUGACAGACGGGCAGAUAAGCCUUGGACCCGCCUCACAGCAGCUGACAAGGCAGCUAUAAGGAAGGAGCUGAACGACUUCAAGAGCAACGAGAUGGAGGUGCACGAGUCGAGUCGCCAUUUAACCAGGUUUCACAGACCAUAGUAGACCAUCACUGUCUAGGGCAGUGCCGGAACCGGCGCUCUCCUCCACUGAGAACCUUAAGUGCUGGACAGUAAAAUGGUGCCCGUUUCUACGACAAGGCCAUGUCUUCUGAAAUGCCUUUUCAAGACCCACACAACUGAGUCGGUACUACGCCACAAGAUGCAGACACCCACUACUCCAUCCACUGUAGUAGCACAUAAUGACUCCAGUUGAUUCACAUCGCCCCUCUGUGGAAUUUGCUCGACUGUCUCCUAAAAUCUCUCUGCUGGGCUCUCAGGCAGGCGCUCAGCUCUGCGGCGACGGCGGAAGAAUUAUUAUCUUUUUUUUUUUUUUUUUUUUUUUUUGGUUUGCAGCUGCGACACCUGCCCAGAGGGCGACUGUAUUUUGGUUCUUCAAUAACACCAUUAGACUCGUCUCAGUGGACAUGUUGUUACCCCACUUCUUGAUUACGUUCCGGACUCCCACAGCCCUAAAUGGACAACUCUGUGCGAAAGAUGCAGGGUCGAAUGUUCUGUCCACUGCGUCGGCGGAGGACCCACCUUUGUCGCAUCUGCCGGGACCUCUGAAACGUCUGAGAAAGACACACAGGAAAGAAGGAGGCGUCCCAACAUUAGAAUCAUGUGCAAUAUUUUUUUUUUCCCCUUCUGCUUCUCCUAGACUUAUAGCACCCCCUAGGGUUCUCUCAGUGUCAUUACUGUGUAGUCUGACUUCAUCAUGUGCAAUUCUCACUGUACCGACAUCUAAUUGCUAACUGUGAAUCUGAGGGUUUUCGGCUGAAGCCUGCGCUCUCUCCAAAUGUACAUUUUGUUCAUAUCGAAGAAGAAAAAGUCACAUUUAAAGAAGAAUCCCGCUUGAACCGAGUUUUAUUCAUGUCACAGUCUUAGAAAUUUAAUGUAAAAAAAAACAAACAAACACAAAAAAAAUUGCAGCUGGUAGAUUACAUUCUGGUUCCAGUGCAAACGAUUUCUAUAUAUAUAUUUUUUGUCAGGUUUAAUUGUUUUUAAAUAGAGGCACUUGGAUCACGAGCAGUUGAUUUCUGUGUUUGUAUUCAUCUCAGCGAUUUGAAUUUUUUUUUUUGUUUUUGAAACUGAACAUCAAGAGGUGAACAUCGCUCUCUGUUUUUAUUUUUUUUGUUCGCAGCAGUGUGUUAAAUGAUCUUCGCUCAUAACGUGCAUUGUAUGAUACACUUUACUUUUAUACUUGUGUCACUCGAGCUUUUGACGAAGCAAUACCCAUCGUUUGUAGGGAAAAUGUUAAAACUGCAGGUGUAACCCCCCUCCCCUCCCACCGUUGUUUUUUACUGUGCAUAUACACUAUGCCUGCACUUCAGGGUUUUAAGUUUUCUUUUAUAUGUUACUUUUAGAAAGGCUUUAUUGUGGAGGACAGCAUUUUUCUUGACUGAGCCACCCAAAGAAAUCUGCCUCUUUGACAGCUUUAUGGACAGACAAGGUUUGAAACAGACGAGCGCUGAUUUAGUUCGCUCACUGAGUCAGGAUUUUUAAAUAUUCCCUAUCGCUUAAAUUCUUUGCACUGUUAAGAGUUUGGCUUUACGACGGUCGUUGUUUUCGGGGGUUAGGGUCCACAUGUGUAAAAUAUGGUUGGUUUUCUGAGCUGUAACCGGUUUGUCUUUACACUUUAAUGAUAUUGAUCCUACACCAGUAUUCCAGUGCUCAUGAGCUUUACGUGCACAGAAUAUUUUUUAUUAUUUUUUACUUACUUUUAAAGCUGCAAUAUGGAAUUCCUGCCGGGUGAUGAAAUGGCAGCAGGGUUGAAAAGGCUGUUGGCCGCCUACUGAAAUCUGCAAAGGAACAUAUGUUCUCUCUUAUAUUCAAGGUCUUGAUCCGUGAUAGAUGACCCAGUUAAACUAACUGGGAAGUGACGACAUAAAAAUAGUUUUUGCACUGCAUGGUUCGUAUGUGAAAUAAUAGCUUUUAUUUUUCGUUAGUGUUUUCUGUUAGUUUCUCAUCGAAAUCUGUACACAAGUCAUUCUUUUGUCACAUUGCCCUAUCUUUCAAAAAAAAAAUCUUAAUUUCAUUGGGUCACCUCAUCACAGCUACUUUGUCAUAAGAGAUUUUUUGAGUUCUUUAUAAUUCAGGCAUCUCACUUUUUUUGUACUUUUUUUUUCUCUUUUCCAUCCAAAUGGUUCAGUCCGAUAGCGCAUAAUAAGAAUGAAUUUCUACGAAUACAACCCAUUUUCAGCUCCUUAACUAACAACCUGAGCCAGUGGGCUGAGCAUGAGGUUUUCCAUGUUGCUGGAAUCAAGGAACAUGAAUUCAGCAAUAAUCUGUUUCCUUUUACAUGCCGGCGGAGCGACUGAACAAAUCUGAAAGCGGCCAUUGUUUUUCAUUUCUGAAAAUGCCAUGUAAAGGAUACAUCAUGCCAAUUAAAUUCCAUUUCUGAAUGCA
This is a messenger RNA of Mugil cephalus (flathead mullet), 4485 nucleotides long. Its product is annotated as phosphatase and actin regulator 1-like. The transcript has 12 exons. The record is from RefSeq and is a predicted model, not a curated record. NCBI's taxonomy places the organism in Eukaryota, Metazoa, Chordata, Actinopteri, Mugiliformes, Mugilidae. Gene Ontology annotation, molecular function: actin binding. Bases 305 to 2080 code for a protein of 591 amino acids. Gene Ontology annotation, biological process: stress fiber assembly; cell motility.